AUGGCGCCUCGCAAAAUCAAGGUUGCAAACCCCGUAGUGGAGAUGGAUGGAGACGAGAUGACUCGCAUCAUCUGGCACAAGAUCAGGGAAGAGAUUAUCCUGCCAUAUGUGGACUUGGACAUCAAAUACUACGAUCUCAGCAUCGAGAACCGAGAUGCUACCGAGGACCGAGUGACAGUAGAGGCUGCCGAGGCGACAAAGAAGUACAGCGUGGCCAUCAAGUGCGCUACUAUCACACCCGAUGAAGCUCGGGUAAAGGAAUUCAACCUGAAGAAGAUGUGGCUCUCGCCUAACGGCACGAUUCGCAACAUCUUGGGAGGCACAGUGUUCCGCGAACCCAUCGUCUUGGAAAAGAUUCCGCGACCUGUUCCAGGCUGGACCAAGCCGAUCUGCAUCGGCAGACACGCAUUUGGAGAUCAGUACAGGUGUCAAAACUUUGCGGUGGACAAGCCUGGAAAGUUCACAAUGACCUUCAAAGCGGAGGAUGGUGAGGAAAAGACGUGGGACAUUUUCAACUUUCCAGAAAAGGGGGGUGUGGGUCUGGCCAUGUACAACACGACGGACUCGAUCGAGGGUUUUGCGCACGCCAGCUUCAAGAUGGCCCUCGAUAAGGGAAUGCCCCUGUACAUGAGCACCAAGAACACUAUUCUAAAGGCAUAUGAUGGCAGGUUCAAGGACAUCUUCGAAGAUAUCUACCAGAAGCACUACAAGAGUCAAUUUGAGAAAAAGAAGCUCUGGUACGAGCACAGACUUAUCGAUGACAUGGUUGCGCAGGCCAUCAAGGGUGAAGGAGGAUUCGUCUGGGCCUGCAAGAACUACGACGGAGACGUCCAAUCGGACAUUUUGGCGCAGGGCUUUGGCUCUUUGGGUAUGAUGACUUCCGAGCUCAUCACGCCAGACGGAAAGACAAUGGAGUCGGAAGCUGCGCACGGAACGGUGACCCGUCACUACCGAGAGCAUCAAAAGGGCAACGAGACGUCGACAAACAGCGUGGCAAGCAUCUACGCUUGGACCAGAGGGUUGCUCUUCAGAGGCAAGUUGGAUGGUAAUCAGGAGCUCAUCACUUUUGCCAAGAGCUUGGAGGCCGCUUGCGUAGAGGCCAUUGACAGGGACGGCGUCAUGACCAAGGAUCUCGCUCUCGCCAUUCAUGGCAAAAAGAUGGAGAGAAAACAUUACGUCACUACAACCGAAUUCUUGGACCAUGUGCGCAACAAGAUGGCAAGCAAGCUCAAGGAGCAGGGAAUCGAAGCUGGUAAGCUUUGA
This is a messenger RNA of Ceraceosorus guamensis, 1263 nucleotides long. RefSeq names its product isocitrate dehydrogenase NADP-dependent. NCBI's taxonomy places the organism in Eukaryota, Fungi, Basidiomycota, Exobasidiomycetes, Ceraceosorales, Ceraceosoraceae. Gene Ontology annotation, cellular component: mitochondrion. The coding region runs from base 1 to 1263 and encodes 420 amino acids. Gene Ontology annotation, molecular function: isocitrate dehydrogenase (NADP+) activity; NAD binding; magnesium ion binding. Gene Ontology annotation, biological process: isocitrate metabolic process. The transcript is spliced from 7 exons. The record is from RefSeq and is a predicted model, not a curated record.